This is a messenger RNA of Drosophila busckii, 562 nucleotides long. It is a transcript of the gene VhaM9.7-b, whose product is annotated as V-type proton ATPase subunit e. NCBI's taxonomy places the organism in Eukaryota, Metazoa, Arthropoda, Insecta, Diptera, Drosophilidae. Bases 142 to 411 code for a protein of 89 amino acids. Gene Ontology annotation, biological process: proton transmembrane transport. The transcript has 3 exons. Gene Ontology annotation, molecular function: proton-transporting ATPase activity, rotational mechanism. Gene Ontology annotation, cellular component: plasma membrane proton-transporting V-type ATPase complex; proton-transporting V-type ATPase, V0 domain. The record is from RefSeq and is a predicted model, not a curated record.
AUAGUCAUACAGAUUGAAAAAAAGUGCCUUCUUCGCGAUCAGCUGCCUAUAAUAAUAUAGUGCUUUUGCCUUUAAUAAUAAAAUCUGCUAGACUCGGCAGACCUUCAGUAUUACUUUUAAGGUAUAUCGUUAUUGUACAAAAUGAAUUCCGCCUGGCUUCCACCAAUUAUCAUCACCUGCAUCUGGGCCUUCAUUGGUAUCAUUUGCCCCUUCUUUGCUCGCGGUCCAAAUAGAGGCGUGACUCAGUGCUGCCUUAUGUUGACCGCUGUAACCUGCUGGCUAUUUUGGCUGUGCUGUUACAUGACGCAAAUGAACCCACUGAUCGGACCCAAACUAUCAAUGAACGAAAUUAUGAUCAUGGCACGUGAAUGGGGCAACGAAAUUAAGGAUUCUAUGGAUGUUGUAGUAUAAAACGUCAAAGUUAUACGUUUUCUCCAUAUAUAUUUUGUUAAUACAUCUGUCAUUAUUUUGUUUUGCGUCCCUAUUAUUCUUGUUUCAAACUAAUUCAGUUAACGUUAUUUUAUUCAGAAGCGAAUAAAUAAUUCCCAUGUUUGUAUGAAAA